Molecule: messenger RNA, 17722 nt
Organism: Podarcis lilfordi (Lilford's wall lizard)
Lineage: Eukaryota; Metazoa; Chordata; Lepidosauria; Squamata; Lacertidae
Source: the annotation of a GenBank genome assembly
CGAGAGUGGUCCAGAGCAUGUGCAGAGUACAAGGCCUUCCUCGCACAGAUCGAGGCUACGGGGCGGGGCAAGUGGGGGGAUUCGCACGUGCAAGGGACGCCCUGCACGCAGAUGGUGAGAGAAGGCGAGAGAGAUCGUUGAGCAUUGGGGUUGGACUACAGGAUCUCUGGGGUGCCCUACCAGCUCCACGAUUCCCCGGUGCUCAGUCGACGUCUCUGCUGCAUCCGUGGCGGCGGCGGCGCCCGUGUGCCCUGGCGGGUGUGCAAACGCACCUCCCUGAAAUUCUGUGCAAGAAGCACGUGUGGACCGGCGGACACGCGUGUUUCUUUUUUCAAAAUGGCAAUAAAUCGAAAAGUGGAAUGUAAAUGCACUAGCCAGAUGCAGAGUGUGUGUUUUCACCCCUAGGAAACUCCCUCCUACUUUUUCCUGCUGCCUGACAAAAUCCAACUGGUGAAGCUUGCCCAUUGCAUCUCCGCCCAUCUAGCAGGAAAAGGUUCACCGGUUGACUCGCCGCCUGCCCUGCAGACAUAAUUUAUCCUGCCAGAGACACAAAGCCAUUUGCAACUCCCUUCCCCCUCCAGUCCUUUCUAACGGGCUGUUUCCUUCUCGUCCUCUAGCCCUUCCCACUUCUGAGAUAUUUCUGAACGACCAAACUACUUUCGUUUUCCACUUCCCAGAAACGGCCGCGCUUCCCUGAAGAGCCGAGCUGGUCGGAGGGGCUUUCCAGAGAAGAGAGGCGCGGCUGACGGAAGGCUGCAAACCUCUCUCCCCUUUUGACUCCAGUUCCACUUUUAGCUCCCAGGAUAUACAGAACACACCCGAAGCUGUUCCUUUUAAAAACCCCUUUGUUUUAUUCCCUCGCGCAAAGAGGCGCGAGGAGGCGUAGGGCCGCCAGAGGGCGCGCCGUCGCCCUUCCUUUCAACCUCUUUUAGCGACGCCGAUUUGCAGCAGAAAGAAACUUUCCGGCUGGAUCGAGCGGAUCUGCUCCGUCCUCCGUUGGAAACGGAGAACUGGGUGCGCGGCUGCAGAUUUGCUGCGCGUUGCGGCGGCGGCGGCUGCUUCUUCCUUGGGCGCCGUCGUGAUGGUCUGCUGCUUUUCCCCCAGAUGAGAUCUUUGGCCUGAUCCGGAUUCUUGAUUGAUUUCUUUUUCAGUGGGGCUUCCCAGAACUGCACUUUGCCGGCCUCUCCUCCGAAGGCAGCUGCUCCUCUCUGUCUCUGUCUAGGAUCCUGCCAGCUGCAGAGAAGAUGAAGCCCUCUUGGGUGCCCUGGGUCUGGAUCCCCCCAGUGGCGCUCCUGGACUUCUUCGCCCUCCGCCUGGCCUGGCAUCUGCUGAGGCUGCCCUGCUGGAGCCCCCUGGUGGCGUCCUGGGCCGCUGCCCUGGCGCGGUGCCUGCUGCUGACCCUCUCGGCUUGUGCUGCCACCUGCUGUGGGGGACCCGGGGGCCCAGGGGCCCUCCAAGACAGCCUCCUGCCUGCGGCGCUCCUCCUCAGUUUCCUGGUCCCCUGCUACACAACCCUGCAAUACCUGUUUCUGUCUGAAGGGGUCGCCCUAGAGCUGGCUCACGGCUGGGCCCGGGCUGAUGUGUUUGCCCUCAGCUAUGUUGUUGUGGGGGCAUCUGUCCUGUUGUGGUACCACCUCGCCCCCCACAGGAAGGGGGAAGUGGAGACGAAAUCAUCUGCGUCCUUUUGGCGCCUUGUUGCCACCAUGAGACCAGAUGUGCUGAGGUUCGUAGCCAUCGCUGUGCUGCUGGUGGUCUCAUCCUUGGGUAAGUGAGUGGGUGGGGGUGGGUGGGGGUCCCAAACCUACCCCCUAGCUUCAUUCUAGCCCCCUUCCCAGCUCUACCUCCGGUGCAGAGUUUUACUUGUAAUAAUAAUAAUAUUUAUACCUCGCCCAUCUGGACAGGUCUCCCCAGCCACUCUGGGCAUCUCCCAAUAGAAUAUUAAUAGAAUUAUUAAUAAUAAAGAAACCACAUCAAACAUUAGAAACUUCACUAAACAGGGCUGCCUUCAGAUGUUUUCUAAAAGUAAGAAUUACCCCUCUGGGUCCAUCUCUCUCUGCAUCUUGAGGGUGUCUGUGCAGCGAGACAAGUGGUUUGCUUGUGGGAAGCCACCAAGAAACCUGACAUCCUUUUCGUAUUCAUCCAGCCUUUUUCUUUGGGAAAGUUAUGUAUGCUCCUGAUCCUCCCAGCAUCUUGUAGCAAUGAGUCCCACAGGUUAAUUGUUGUCUAGCUCAUGUGUGGAGGAAUGCUGGUAGGUGUUCGUCUGACCUGCUGCCAGCUGGUUUCAAUUUAUUGGUUGUUUUCACCCAACACCAUCUGCAACGAAUGCAAAUUUCAGCCAAGUUUCAGUAUUCGCCGCCGCCUUUGAUUUGAGGCCUGGGUGCAAUUUCCUUGCAGCUUCAGGACUAGAUUAAUUUUGGUGCAUAAUAACAGAGACAUUGCUGGGCUGGGCAAGUAGUAGGCCCAGGGGUGGCAACUUGAAUAAAAUAUUGUGGGGGCCCAGGUAAGCCCCUGCCCACAUAAUCGAUCACAUGACGCAGUGCGCACACACCGAUUUAAUGGCAAUGCCCACCAGCUUUUUCUCAAAUAUUUUAUUGUGGGAGACCAAAGCCCCCAGGGUCCCUAGGAAUUGGCUCCUGUGAGCAGGCCGGAAUAUACAGAGGGCUCCGGGUUGGCGAAGACUGAGCUGUAGCCUAAGAAAGGGGGAUAAGCUUGCUACACCCCACUUCUCACCCCGAAACUGAAGCCUCCAGCUCCUGUUACCCCCACCUCCACCCCACGCCUACCAUUUUUUCCCUGGGUUGCCCGAGUCCUGAGGGUCUCCCCCCCUUUUGUGUGUCGUAGGGGAGAUGGCGAUCCCGUACUACACGGGGCACGUGACCGACUGGAUCACCGGUGAGGCCGACCCCUCUGCCUUCGAGAGAGCCCUCUGGAUGAUGUCCGCCCUCACCGUUGGCAGGUACGGAGCAGGUGGAGAGGUUUUAGGAAGGUUUUUUGGGGGGAGAAAGGGGGGUGUUAGAAGGCAGAGGUCCACCCUCCCUUUCUGACCUCUCCCUCUCUCUCUCAGCGCUCUAGGUGAGUUCCUGUGCGACUAUCUCUACAACACCACCAUGAACCACUUCCACACUCGCUUCCAGAGCAACGUCUUCAGAGCCGUCCUGCGACAGGAAGUCGGCUUUUUCCACGCGAACAAGACAGGUAAAACCAGACUCUGCACUGAAUGGGACUUGUCUUUACGUUUAGGUACUCUUUUAUUUUCUGGAUGAUUAUUGCAUCAUUUUUUUUCAGAUCGCUGCCUCGUGCUAAUUUGUAUCGUUCCCCCAAAAACAAUUUUAAAGCUCUUCUGGAGUUAUAAAUCACCGUAUUUUUCGCUCCAUAAGACACACUUUUUUCUUCCUAAAAAGUAAGGGAAAUGUCUGUGCGUCUUAUGGAGUGAAUGCGUGGUCCCUGGAGCCGAAUUGCCCAGGGGCGAAAAGCAGAUCAUGUUUUGUGUUUUUUUUUAAAGAGGGAAGUAGGUGUUGAAACAAAGCAAAAACGUGGUUACAAAGCACGGAUCCACAUGGAUCCUCAGGAUUUUUGCAUUGGGUCACCCCAAAUUCACCGUCAAAUCACAUAUCAUGUCUGUGGCCACAGCAUGAACCACAAAAAUCAUACAUCCACUGUUUCGUUCAGAAUAUUGUUUUUUUUGUUUUCCUCCUCUGAAAACUAGGUGCGUCUUAUGGAGCGAAAAAUACAGUGUUUGUUUAUUGCUUUUAUAUGCCGCCUUUUCCUCCAAGGAGCUCAAAGGUGGCACACGUGGUUCUUCCCCAUUUAAUCCCCCCACAACUGCCCUGUGAGGUAGGCCGGGCUGAAAAGUAGCGACAAACCCAAGGCUUCAGGGCCCAGCGGGGACUUGAACCCUGGUUCCUUUUAUUUUAUGGCUGUGUCCACAUAGUCGGCUUACAAUGCAGUUAGCUCGUCCUUUUUCUCAAUUUGGAUUGAAGCUGGGGGGUUUUAGCGGUGGGGGAAACCCAUCAAAACAUAGCAUUUCCAAAGAAACAACAAGGUACUUAUUUGGUGGCCCAAAUCACGUGUAGUCUGCUUCCUGAACCAGCAGCGCUCGCCUCUACGUAGUUCCAUCCAUAUUUCAGACAUCGUGAUAUAUUGAUAUAUUGCGAUGUUUAGCUGCUGAUAUAUCACUAUGUUGAAAUCCGGAUAUCGCCCAACCCCUAGAGCACAGUGGAAGUAGAGUUAAAUGGGCGAUUGCAAAUCACCUUCAGGCUUAUGUGAAAGGUGAUUUGUAAAUUGUAACAAAUAAAUAUUUAAAAAAACAAACAAAACAAAAACCACUUCCUCUGAAAUGUGCACUCUCUGCCCCCAAAUCCUGAUGCUGGGCUCAAGGAUCUAACCCCCCACGGGGGGGGUGUUGAUUUUUAAGGGGGGCAAUUCGAGAAUGUUUAGACCAAGUUAAAGGCCUUUUAGGCUUCCCCCACAUGAAUAGGAGUUUACUUUUUUAAAAAUAAGAAUUAUAUGUCAGUGGGGGGAGGGGGUGGCAUCAGGAUUUUAGAGAUGCUUAGGUGGGGCACAGCCAAAAAAAGGUUGUGAACCACUGAUCUAACCCAACAUAAUUCAACACAGAUCCUCAUUUAUUUCCGUGCUCAUCCAAACAACACACGUUUUCCUCAAAAUCUGAAAAGCAGGAGUGGAUUUCAGCUGCUCUGGUUGGUUUGGAAAGUUUUCACAUUCCUGGAAAUGCAGAGUUGUUCCGCCUGGCCUCUGGCUUGGAAUCUACUUGAUCCCCUUCCCCUCCAUCCUUUUUCCUUUUUCUUUCUGUGAUGAAACUCCUAUUUGGGGACUUCCCUGGCUUUUUUUCUGGCCCAGUCUGGAUAGUUGGCCUUGGUGAAGAUUUGACGUUUUCAUCCCCCAAAAGUUUUUGAUGUGAGUUUCUACUGAAAUGAGGCUGCGUUUUAAGUUUAAUGUUGUAUUUUAAUCUUGUUUUUAAGUUAUGUUUUAAUCAAUUGUUUUGCGCCUGGUGUUAGCCACUCUGAGCCCAGUCUUGGCUGGGGAGGGUGGGGUAGAAAUAAAAUUUAUUAUUGUUGUUAUUAUCGGGGAUAGAAGACAUUUUAUUUGGAAUGAUCCCCCCCACCCGGUUUUCCUUGCAUAUAUUAUACAGCUGUUGGGUCAUCUUCGCUUACCUUGAACCUCUGCUGUCCCACCAUCCUUGACCUCCUUCCUUACAGGAGACAUUACUUCCCGGGUGACGACUGACACGGACACCAUGAGCGAGGCCCUCAGCAGCGACCUCAGCCUGCUGAUGUGGUACCUGAUGCGAGGGGUCUUCCUCUACGCCAUGAUGCUGUGGCUCUCGGUGCCCUUGACCCUCUUCGUCACGGUGGCCCUGCCCUUCAUCCUGCUGGUGCCAAAGCUCUCUGGGAAAUUUCACAAGGUAACCAAAUAACCAGGAGUGCCAUGCAGGGUCCUGCUGGGCGUCAUUCGAACUCGGUACCCCAUCUCUUUCUCUCGACAAGGCUGUCGUUCCCCCCCAUAAUGGUAUUCAGUGGUAAUGGGCAGAUCCACAUUGUAUAGAAAACUCCCCCUCAAAUAAUCCUGGGAACUGUAGUUUGUUGAGGGUGCUGGGAAUUGUAGCUCUCUGAGGUGAAAGCUGUGCUUUUUUUGGUUUUAUAUCUUGAUUUUAUUCUGUGGACCGCCCUGAGACCCCCAGGUAUAGGGCGGUAUAUAAAUUCUAAUAAUAAUAAUAAUAAUUAAUAAUACUCUCAGGAUUCUUUGUGCUUUCGAUGUGGCUCUUCCUUUAGACUGCCCCUAAAAAGGAGAGCGAGAGAGACUCUGCCAACUAAGAUCAACUGAAGUAAAUGUGACCACCACUUAAGGGGCAGUUUCUGUGCUCCAAUUUCCCUGCUUCUGCCCCCUACCGAAACUCGCCAGUUUUUAGGAGAAAUGGCCGUCUCUGAAAAGGGACACAAGGAAUAUUUGGUGUUGCGUUGGAGGGGAUGCCAGGAAAAUGGGAAUUAUGUCCCAAAUGUGGUGGAAUAUAGCUACCCCCAAGUGUGUUUUAUAAGCUGGUCUCCGACCGUAAUAAAGUAUCUAGCUAGCUAGCUAUUAAUGAUAAAUCAACGUGCUGUUAAGGUAAGAAGGGGAAUAUGCAGGAGAAAUGAUUCUGAGGAGAUACGGAGGGUGUUUGUAGAAUCUGUACUGUUUAGAUGGAAAGGGGUCAAACCAUCGCAAGACGUGUUGAAAUUUUUGGAGGUUAGAGAGUUACAAUGGAAUGGUCUUGGGGGUGGGGUGCUCAUUUUUAUUCUUAUUUAUUUAGGAUUAUUAAGGUAAAGGUAAAGGGACCCCUGACCAUUAGGUCCAGUCGUGGCCGACUCUGGGGUUGCGGCGCUCAUCUCGCUUUACUGGCCAAGGGAGCCGGUGUACAGCUUCCGGGUCAUGUGGCCAGCAUGACUAAGCCGCUUCUGGCGAACCAGAGCAGCGCACAGAAACGCCGUUUACCUUCCCGCCAGAGCGGUACCUAUUUAUCUACUUGCACUUUGAUGUGCUUUCGAACUGCUAGGUUGGCAGGAGCAGGGACUGAGCAACGGGAGCUCACCCCGUCACGGGAAUUUGAACCGCUGACCUUCUGAUCGGCAAAUCCUAAGCUCUGUGGUUUAAGCCACAGCGCCACCCGCGUCCCUAGUUAGGAUUAUUACUUUGUGAUUGAUAGAUAGAUGAUAGAUAGAUAGAUACAAGUUCCUUGUCCCGUUUCUUUUCUUUCUUUCUUUCUUUCUUUCUUUCUUUCAUUUUUUGCUUCCCCAGCGCCUGCUCCACUGACCCGCCUUUUCUCCUCUCCCAGAACCUGGCACUGCAGGUCCAGGAGUCCCUAGCCAAGGCCAACGAAGUGGCCACGGAGACCUUCCAGGCCAUCUCCACCGUCCGCAGCUUUGCCAACGAGGACGGCGCCGCUCGGCGCUACGACCAGAAGCUGCAGGAGACCUACAAGCUGAACAAGUGGGAGGCCGUGGCCUACGCGGCCUCUAUGUGGACUAGCGACGUAAGGGACCCAAACUGCUCCAGUUUUGGUCGGGCGGGGGAUGGAGAUGGAGGCUGGAAUUGGGCCACAGGGCUCUUGGGGGUUUCCGAAACAACUGGAAAGUGCAACCUUUGGGAAGGCUGAGAGAGGGAAGGAUGUGGGGUCUCCCAGGGUGGAUUGUAGCUCAGUGACAGCAUCUGCAGAAGGUGGUGGGUUCGAUCCCUGGCACUUCCAGGGAAAGCAGGAAAUGCCACCCCCCCAGAAAAAAAACUCCAAUGAGCCACUGCUGGUCAAUGUAGAUCAGGGUGGUCCAACCUGCAGCCAUUGGCCACAUAGCCCUUUUUGGCAGCAACCAGAACAAAAACAUAUCUUGAAGCCUUAAAAAAAAAUAAGUUUUGUGUCAUGCAUCAUUAACAAAAAUGCAUACACCUGUUUGUGUAUUAAAUUUGUUUAAUAAUUAAAUCUAUUAAUUGCUUAAUUAUAUAUAUUAAUUAUGUAUAUUAAAUAUAGUGGCACCUCGGGUUACAUACGCUUCAGGUUACAUACGCUUCAAGUUAUAGACUCCGCUAACCCAGAAAUAGUGCUUCAGGUUAAGAACUUUGCUUCAGCAUGAGAACAGAAAUCGUGCUGCGGCAGGAGGAGGCCCCAUUAGCUAAAGUGGUGCUUCAGGUUAAGGACACUUUCAGGUUAAGAACGGACCUCCGGAACAAAUUAAGUACUUAACCCGAGGUACCACUGUAUAUUCCAAACACUUUAAUUUACGAUAUAGAAAUGUAAUUCACCUUGUGGCCUGCGUGGGUUUUGUACUCUUGCGGCCCACUUUGACCACCCUCGUGUCAAUAUCACUUAGCUAGAUGGAAAGACCAUUGUAAACAGUUAAAAUCGUUGGUAAGAUUGGAAUAUCACUUGUAGUUUGAGGGUGAAUUCUGGAUACAAUGGAGGUGUAAAAGAUUUGGGCUAUCAUAAAAGAUGCAGAAGGAAAUGAUUAAUAACGGGACCCACAAAGGGGAGGAUGGAAGUCCAGGAGAUUCCUUGGAAUCUUGUUUUUGAUGAUCAAUAUAUUUAUGUAAACUUUUAAUUUGAAAAACCAAAUAGUUUUUUUAAAAAAACACACUUAGCUAGAUGGACAAAGGAUCUGACUCUGUGUAAGACGGCUUCCCUUGAGGUCCUGCGUAUUAUUUUGCCUUUAAGGGAAGGCAAUGCAGCCAAGUGGCAGGACAUCUCCUUUGCAAGCAAUAGGUGACUCUCACGUAACCUCUAAGUAGGACUGGGCAAGACCCCUGCCUGAAACACUGGGAAGUCGCUGCCUGUCAGUGCAGGCUAUACUGAGCUGGACAGGCGACCGGUUUGACUCUGGAUUGCUCAGCUUCGAGCAUCCUUGGAGAGGAGUUUCUCCCUCAAGCCCCAUUUUCCCUUUCCAGCUCUCCGGCCUGCUUCUCAAGGUGGGGAUUCUCUACUACGGAGGGCGCCUGGUCACUUUGGGAAGCGUCAGCAGCGGAGAACUCGUUACGUUUGUCCUCUACGAAAUGGAGUUUUCCUCAGCAGUGAAGGUAAGUUUUUAUUUUGGGGGCCAGGGAUGCACAGCAGGGCAAAGGAGAGCAAAGACCAGCAUAAAGGUAAAGGGACCCCUGACCAAUGACUCUGGGGUUGCAGUGCUCAUCUCGCUUUAUUGGGCGAGGGAGCCGGCGUACAGCUUCCGGGUCAUGUGGCCAGCAUGACUAAGCCACUUCUGGCAAACCAGAGCAGCACACGGAAACGCCGUUUACCUUCCCGCCAGAGUGGUACCUAUUUAUCUACUUGCACUUUGACGUGCUUUCAAACUGCUAGGUGGGCAGGAGCAGGGACCGAGCAACAGGAGCUCACCCCGUCGCGGGGAUUCAAACUGCCGGCCUUCUGAUCGGCAAGUCCUAGGCUCUGUGGUUUAACCCACAGCGCCACCCACGUCCCUAAAGACCAACAUAGGGGUGAGGAAAAGGUGCUGAGGUCCCUGGCGAUAUUUCCAGCUAGGUCUGAGAAUCCUCUCCCUCCACCCUGGAGAGCUGCUGCCAAUCAGUGCCGACAAUACUGAAUUUGAGGGACCAUUGACCUGGCCCCUGGCUCCUCCAGUGCUUCCUCCCUCAGAUAUUUUCUCCUUCCCCUCUUUGCAGGUCCUGCUCUCCGUUUCUCCACGUGUAGAAAAAGCUGUGGGCUCCUCUGAGAAGCUUUUUGAGUACAUCGACCGGACACCCCAGAUUAGCUCUUCGGGGACGCUAACACCCCAGGAUCUGCAGGGGCACGUUUUGAUGCGAGACGUCUCGUUCUCCUACCCCGACCGGGAAGGCCCUCCUGUGCUGAAGGUACUUGGGGAGAAAGGGAAGGAAGAAGCUGGGACUGAGGGUGGGGGGAGACAGAGCCCCAGGAAGGGGGCACAAAGAGAAUGUUGGACAGACCAGGCGAGACUCUUAGAGGGGGAACCUGAAUGGAAUAAAGCUGGGUAGCUCAGUCAGAAGAGCACGAGACUCUCAAUCUCAGGGCCAUGGGUUCAAGUCCUGCACCAGGCAAAAGAUUUCUGCAUUGCAGAGGGCUGGACUUUUGGGACCCCCAAAACUGACAUUGAUAAUGUGCAGUAUAUUUGAAACCCCCCCCCCAACACUGCCACCGCUUGGCAUGUUUUGUUGUUUAGUCGUGUCCGACUCUUCGUGACCCCAUGGACCAGAGCACGCCAGGCACUCCUGUCUUCCACUGCCUCCCGCAGUUUGGUCAGACUCAUGCUGGUAGCUUCGAGAACACUGUCCAACCAUCUCGUCCUCUGCCGUCCUCUUCUCCUUGUGCCCUCCAUCUUUCCCAACAUCAGGGUCUUUUCCAGGGAGUCUUCUCUUCUCAUGAGGUGGCCAAAGUCUUGGAGCCUCAGCUUCAGGAUUUGUCCUUCCAGUGAGCACUCAGGGCUACCUGAGCCUUAUUCAUUCUCUCCUGCCCACAGGGAGUGUCCUUAGAGCUGCGCCCUGGCACGGUGACUGCCCUGGUAGGCCCUUCAGGGUCAGGAAAGAGCACCAUUGUGGCUCUGCUGGAGCGGUUCUACGAGCCCCAGAGCGGGCAGGUGACCCUGGAUGGCAGAGAGCUGAGCAAAUACGACCACCGUUUCCUGCAUGAAAAGGUAAGGGAGGAUCUCGCCCCAGAAGAGAGAGCGAAGGUGCCUUUCUUGUAUUUCAGCAGGUCAGGGGUGGUAUGGGUUGUCUUCUCCUUUGCGACUCUCCUAAUUUUUAGUUGCUUUCUCCAAAGCACAUUCUCCAUAUCUUUUCAGCUCCUUUUGCAAUCGGCAUCAUCUUAUGCAACACAGGAAAACACAUGUUGAGAGCAGAGGGCAAUUUUCAGCCUUGGUUUUGCUUCAUCGGCCUGUCAGCCUCCUUUUCUCCAGCUGGAGUCAUUUUAGAACCACUUCCCAGUUCCAUGCAAAGGAUGGACUAAUCUGUCAUAGUUAAGUCCUGCUGAUGCUCAGUCAUAGGUCCGUUCUGAGUUGUGCAUAUUAUUAAAAAAAGAGUGCACAAAGUGUCUUCAUAUUGCAUGCAUUUUAAUGCACCCCUAAGAUGCAUGCUUCUCAAGGCAUCCAUCUUUGAAACCCGCAUUUAGUACACGUCUCUUACGGAAAGAAUAUUUUUGUGCAGAUAAACUGUCACAAAUGCUUGAGAAGUGCAUUUCCCCCAAUUUAUCCCUAGUUCUGAAGCUUUCUUUCCUAAGAAUUUUGUAACCUUGUGAUCUAUAUUCUUAUUGGAUAGUUGUAUACAGUGGUACCUUGGGUUACAGACGCUUCAUGUUACAGGCGCUUCAGGUUACAGACUCCGCCAACACAGAAAUAGUACCUCGGGUUAAGAACUUUGCUUCAGGAUGAGAACAGAAAUUGCACGGUGGCAGCCGGCCCCAUUAGCUAAAGUGGUGCUUCAGGUUAAGAAGAGUUUCAGGUUAAGAACGGACCUCCAGAACGAAUUAAAUUCUUAACCCAAGGUACCACUGUAGUUUGAAAAUUCUUCAGUGUGUUUUUUUUCCUUUUAAAAGUGUCCCUUUUAAACCAGGACUCGCAUUCCAAUCAGCAAGCAAGUUUAGGCGUGUUGGAUCAGUUUUGUGCACCGCAAGGGCAAGCCAAAUGAAUUCCUCUUCCUCCCUAGUCUACAAAUGCACCGUUGGGUUCUCCUUGGCAAUACCCUGGAGUUUUAAAAAGUCUUCCCAAUUCUCUAACGAACUCUUCUGCCCUCCCUGCAGGUGGCGCUGGUGAGCCAAAGCCCGGUGCUCUUUGCCCGGUCCCUGCACAGGAACAUUGCUUACGGCUUGGGGGAGAAGAGCCGGGAGGAAGUGGCAGGGGUGGCCAGGCGAGUGGGAGCACAUCGAUUCAUUGCCAGGAUGAGCUGCGGCUAUGACACAGGUAGGGACCCCCUCCCCAGACCCGCCCACUUCUCCAAAUCCCUGUCUAACCCUGGUAAGGAAUCCAUGGGAGGGGAUUGUGGCUCAGGGGCAGAGCAGAUUCUCUGCAUGCAGAAGGGUUCUGGGUUCAAUCUGUGGCUUCUCCACCUUAACCAAAAGGAUUCAGUAGUAGUAACCAGUUCUGGAAAAGACCUCUCCCUGUCUGGACAGGUGUUGCAAGUGUGGGGGUUUAACCUGGCUUGCACCGUAGGCUGAUGCAUCUGCACGAGAACAAGGUAGAUAGAGGAACCUCCAAACGCCCUGGACCGUCCUCCUUGCACUGACCUGUGUCAGUGUCCUUCAGCAUUAUCGACUGAUAUUCUUAGGGUUGCUGACCUCACUUCCUGCUUCCCUCUUGAGAGCAGGCAUGCUUUGGCUCUCUCUCCACCUAGGGUUGCCAUAUGUCCUAUUUUUCCAGGACAUGUCCUCUUUUUUAAAAAAAUGAGUGUGAUCCAUAGUUAAAAGCAGAAGUUGGCAAAUGAGUCCUCUUUUUUUGCUCUUCAAAAUAUGGCAGCCCUGCUAGGAAAGACCCCCCUAGUUCUUUUUGUUUGGCAAAUAUAGAUUUCCUUUAAUAAAUAUUAGCUUUCUUGUUUCCUUAAAAAACACAAGAACAAAACCCUGGAGCUGAGCUGUAGCUAUGGGAGAACUAGCCUUUUUUUUUUUUUUUGCCAUGGGUGAAGCUUCCAGAGGGGCGUCAUUGAGACUCCCAGCUUGUGUGUGUGUGCGCGUGCGCAACUGUGCAUCAGGGGGUGCCAAACUGGGUCUUUGACCCGGGUGAAAUAAAGUCUGGUUUUGCCCCUGCCCUGGAAUCUCAGUGCGAUGGUACCAUGAAACGUAGGCUCCUUUGUCAGGGAUUCUGUUUCAGUUCAGCUUCUGCCAGCAGAUGCAAAGAUUUCGGCCCAGUCAACCAUACAUUCUUUGCUCUGCCCACUUUUUGCCUCUGGACCCACCUGUCACCAGCAUGUGCCCCUCAGAAAGUUGAACCAUCUGCCCCACAGCCCUGCCAGCCGUGGGAUGGGGUAGCAAUGGAUCUGGGCUGGCCCAAAACCUUUUGGCACCGGAGACAGACCCCUAAAGGAUUCCCCCCUCCCCGCCAGGGAAGAAGGAGCAAGGGAUGCUCUACAUCAGGAACAAGGCAAGGAGAAAGAUCAACAUCGGGACCCACUGCCCCAGUGAAUCCUGCCACCUGAGGCAGUUGCCUCACUUUGCCUCAUGGAUGGGCCGGCCCCGCAUUGGAUAUUGGUUGCCAAAAGGGAAGGGAAGGUCUUGAGUGUCUGAUUUCUUGGCCACUUUUAAGCUGGACCUAGAAAGUCUCAGAGAACAUAGGAAGCUGUCUGAUAGUGAUUCAGACUAAGUCUAUCUAGCUUAGUAAUGUCUACACAGGCUGGCAGCAGCUCUCCAGGGUUUAAGGCAGGAGACAGUCCUAGUUCUGAUGGAAGCAAAGGAAUUCCUGAAGUGUCUCCCCACUGCUGCCAUUUCUGUUCCUCCCUGCAGAUGCUGGAGAAACAGGAGGCCAGAUCUCCGGCGGCCAAAGGCAGGGGGUCGCCAUUGCCCGGGCUCUGAUCCGAGACCCCCGAGUGCUGAUCUUGGACGAUGCCACGAGCGCCCUCGACAUGGAGAGCCAGCAGAAGGUAAGUUGGGCCCGUGGAGGGGUAGAAGCCCAGAGGCAUUGGAUGCCUCUACUGUGGUAUUCUAGAAAAAGGGUCCAAUACCUACAGAAAUAGAUGGUCACUGCAGCAAUUCCCCCUGGGGCUUUCAUGCCAGGGGGUCAGGAGGAUGGAUGGAUGUUCCCUCUCCACCCCUUUUGUGGGAAGAUUUUGCAAGGUGGGGUGCCUAUACGCUUAACACCAUGUUUGCGGGGGGAGGAAUAAAAAAUCUUUCCCACAGCCUCUUUCAUGUUGGGAUGAUGAUGAUGAUGAUCAGGAACACCAAAUUUUUAAUAAGGAACGGGGAAAAUUUAUAACUUACCUUAAAAGCCAUUGUAAACAGUUAAAAUUGUUAGUGGGGUUGGAAUAGCACUUGUACAUGAACAUGAAAUUUAUUACGGUCAAAGACCGGCUUGAGAAUAGUGCGUGUAGUUUAAUGGUGAAUUUUGGACACAGUGGAGAGGUAAAAGAUUUGGAUUAUCAUGCAGGAGGAAAUGAUUAACAAUAAGACCCACAAAGGGGUGGAGGGGAGUCCAAGAGUCUUGUUUUAAUGUUGUGAGUUGUGACUGUAAAAUUAUAAUUUGAAAACCAAAUAAAUAAAUCUUAUGAAAAAGAAAGAAAAGAAAACGCUGCUUUUCCUGAUGUAUGAUUUAUUUUUUUAAAUAUAAAUUUUAUUUUCAAUGCAAAAUUACAACAAAAAUUGCAAACAUUGAAUCCAAAAUAAAACUAUACAAACAAGAAAAACAAAACACAAAAAAGGGGAAAAAAGAAAAAAGCACACAUCUACAAAUAAAACCAUAUCUUCAUUCUAGUCUAGUCAUUACAUACAUAUACACAUAUAGACUUCCUUCCUUUGUUCUAAGACCUCAAAAAUUGUACUCUUUCUAAAUUGUUGUGUCUAAUGUAGAUUAUCUCUAUCUUUAUACUUUUUACAUCGUUUUUCUUUUUCUUUAACCCUGCAAAACAUCAUUCAUUACAUACCGAUAUGCUUACUCCAGAACAAUGUUUUUUCAUAUGCUCUUUAGCACAUUCCCAUUCUUUUAAUAAUUUCUGGUCCAAUUGUCCUCUUAUGAAUUCUGUGAGUCUUGCCAGAUUUAUAUAGUCACAAAAUUUAAUUUGCCAUUCUUUUAUUGAUGGAAUUUUUUUCCCUUUCCAAUUUUUUGCUAUAAGCAUCCUGGCAGCUGUCGUUGCAUAAAGGAAUACUUUCCUUUGAUUGUCAGGUAUAUCGUUUGUAAUUAUACCUAAAAGGAAUGCAGGAAAAUGAGGGAUAAGAACAGUGAUCAAUAUGAUGUAUGAUUCAUUUAAGGCACAGGAGCCCUCCAAAAACAACUUGGGAGGCAACUAGGGUAAGGGGAAGAAGUUGGCUGCCUCCCUGCCAGCAAACUCCUUUUUUCUUUACUCUGCAGGUGGAGAAGGAGAUCUACGAAGGGGAGGCUCGCCACAGGCGCUCUGUCUUGCUCAUCUCCCACCGCCUGCGCAGCGUGGAACGUGCCGACCGCAUCCUGGUCAUGGAAGAUGGGGAAAUCCAGGAAGAAGGGACUCACCUGGAGCUAAUGGAGAAGAAGGGCGUCUACUGGCAGCUGGUGCAGAGGCAGCAGAAUGGAGCUGAGGGCAGCAACAAUGGCUUUGUGGACGUGGACCACAAGCAUCUAUAGUGGGUUCAGAACUGAUGGAGGAUCCCUGGCCUAGACCUAUACAGUCGUUGCCCAUCAUCACUGCCGCCUCUUUUGGCAGGAGGGAUGGGGAAAUGCCUGGCAUGCGCCCAAUCCACCAGCCUGCAGCUUGUCACCUCAGCUAAGGCAAAAGAUCUGAGGAGACAUAACCUUGCUAGGACCAUUGCCUGCAGAAGGUCCCAGAUUUAAGUCCUCUGUGAAUAGGUAGAAACACUCCCUUGUCUGAAACCAUGGAGACCAGCUGCUGCCAACCAGUGUAGACAGUACUGAGAUUGAUGGGCCCAAUGCUAUGAGGCAGCUUCCUCUCUUCCUAAUCUCUCCGUGAAAAUAGAAAUCUUUAUUUCAAGGCAUCUCCUAUAUCUGAGAGGGGCAGCCCCACAAAAUUCCAGCUCUUCAAAACACAUAUCUUUACAUCUGGAGUUGUCUGUGUGUUUUGGGCCACAUCUUGUGAUUGAUUAUGUGGGGGCGAGGCUUGCCUGGCUCCCCCACCCCAAAAUAUUUUAUUCUUGUUGGCACCCCUAGCGGAGGCCGUUACUCAUUUGUUAAUCCCUAUCCUGUCAUAUAAGAUCGGCACGACUGAGAUUUUGAAACCUGUGCGCAGGAAUCACUGUUUAUACGAAGGACAUGCCAAAGGGCAGAGGCCUCAAUCCCAUGGUCCUCUCUGCCUCCCUUACAUCAACCCAGAGGUGGCCCACCUCUGUUGUCUGCUUGACCGUCCUCUCACCCCACACUUUCCCUCACUAUUGGGGCCAUCCCAACAGAUUUUGCUGCCUGAGGUAAAAGGCAGGUCGUCCCUCGCCCACUCCAUGCACAAAUGUCACUUGGGUGGGCAGUCGAGGCCUAACUGUAGCCCUGGCAACUGGGCAGCGUCCUCCAUUUUGUUUUGUACACCGUACUGUAAAAACCCGGUUAAUGGCUUCAGUUUGUAGCCUUUCUAGGCCCUUUAAACCAUGGGUAGGAAAAAUGUUGCACCCUAGCAGGGACGAUAAAGGAACCAAACGACACCAAGGGGUUAAAUCCAGAGAAAGAGCUUUAUUCUGCCAUCCCGAGUGGGCAGAGGAGCAAGUGUGAUAAGUCACAAACAAGCACGAAGUUCACAGCCAUUGCACAUAGUUUUUAUAUCCCCUUCCAGUUCCCUCCCCCUUCUUCAAGAGUCCUGCCCAUGAGUUCCUCUGAGCAUGAACAGAAAGCUGUCUUGGGACCAUUUUUGGACUUUUCCCAGGAAAGGGGUGAGAGGGUUUUCAGAGUGUUCCCGUUGUUUCAUUCUUGUGCUUUGGCAUGGUUCCCGGACAGAAAGCAAGUUGCAAUGUGGUUCUUUGGCAAGGCCAAAGGCUCUGAGAAAGGCCUGAGAAGACAAUGGGCUCUGUUCUCUACCUUGUUGCAAUCUUUUUUAGUUACAGCAAGCGGAAUGCUUAGCUAAUGCUUUUUGUCUUAGAGGAAAAUGCAGUUUUUAAAAUGCUCGAGGCGAGGAUUUUGAGGCCUGGCUGGGGGGGAAUUCACAGACAGUUUUAGGGCUUUUUGGGGGUAACCCUAACUGUUCCCCUUCAAGUUCUUGUGAGUCGCUUUAGAGGGUUGUGAAUCUGAAAAAAGCAGUGGGCCAGGAGUGUGAAGAACCCUUUUUCAGGCCUGAGGGCCACAGUCCCUCAUGGGGAGCCUUCCAGGGGCCACCUGAUAGAUUGGGUGUAGCAACGGAAGCGGCGCUUUCCUUUGUAUGGUUACAUUUUGGUCAUACAGUACAAAGGUUUUCCACGAAAUGCGCACGCUUCCCCUCUGUUCAGGGGUUGGUCACAUCCAUGCCGUACUUUCAAAACACUCAUGUGCCACAUAAACAGGCCCCACUUCUCCCAGGGUGCCAGGGUUAAGAGUGUCGGAGUAAGACCUGGGUUCAAAUCCCCGUUUGGCCCUGAAGCUCAGCGGGUGAACUUGGGCCUGUCCCUGGCUCUCAGCCUAGCCUGCCUCACAGGGUUUUUGGGAUAAAAUGUGGAGGGGGAGAACCAUGAAUGUCACUCUGAGCUCAUUGGAGCAAAAGGUGGAAUGUAAACGUGAUAAAUUAAACUGGUAGGAAGUAGGUACUGUAGUUAAGAGAGCGAGGAGACUCCUCAUAGAGGGAGAAGAGAUCAGCUUUUUUGGGCGGGUGCCUUGGGCACCCGCUGCCUGGCCCACCAGCCCCUGAGGCAGCUGCCUCACCCUACUUAACGGCAGAACCAGCCACAGGUCUCGAGUGGACAAUUUCCGUUCUGUAUUACUCAAUAACAUGGAGAUGGAGAGCUCUCUGGGGGCUGUGCUCUGAGAUGUUAUCUUUUUCCUCAAAUAGGACUAGGCAACCGCUUAAAAUGUUGAGGUUUUUGUUUCAUUUUCCAGAAAAAAAACAUUUGCUUUUGUGUGUUUCUUACGUGUGCGAACAGAGAAAUGUGCUUUGUUGUAGAUGUGUAUAAAUUAAAACACACUUUUUAUGUGGGUUUUUCUCUUUCACUGUUUUUCACUAUAAAACAUGGAUCUCAUUCCCCCAGGACACCUUUCUAUACGGCCGCUGUAUAUCCUUGAACUAUGGUCACCCUGUUUUUCUCUUCCCUCCCACCCCUGGCCCAGCCACCCUGGUAUCCUCCAGAAGUUGUUGGGUUGAAACAGCUAUCAGGCCUUCAGUUGCAGUCCAGCAUGUUCAGGGCACUUCAGGGGUCAGCAAACCUUUUCAGCCGUGGGCCAGUCCACUGUCCCUCAGACCUUGUGGAGGGCCGGACUAUAUUUUUUUGGGGGGGUAAUGAACGAAUUCCUGUGCCCCACAAAUAACUCAAUGAUGCAUUUUAAACAAAAGCACACAUUCUAUUCACGUAAAAACCCAGGCAGGCCCCACAAAUAACCCAGAGAUGCAUUUUAAAUAAAAGGACACAUUCUACUCAUGUAAAAACAGACUGAUUCUUGGACCAUCCGUGGACUGGAUUUAGAAGACGAUUGGGCCGAAUCCAGCCCCU